CCUUCAUUCAUGAUUAAUAUAAAAUUUGAUGAUAUUUGUGAUGAAUAUUUUUCUUAAGUAAUGUUUAGACGAAUUCAAUGGACACAGCCGUUAUAAAAGCCGUUGCUUUUUCCUUUGUGUAUUAUAAAAAUCUCACCUUUACAAAACUCAAUUGCGGCCAUAGAUCUCUACUUCGAUCCUCUCAUGGAAUCCAAGCCUCUCGGUCUAAACCAGCUCACACCAUACCAAACAUACCAGAUUCAGAAGCAGCUCAACCAUAGGCGCAGCACAACCUCAACCCUCUCUCCAAACCAAAUCCUAAUGAAGAAACUCUCGACUUCUUCCUCCAACUCCCAGAAGCUCUACAAAGGCGUAAGGCAAAGGCAUUGGGGAAAAUGGGUCGCUGAGAUCCGUCUGCCUAAAAGCCGGACCCGGCUCUGGCUCGGAACGUUUGGAACCGCCGAGGAAGCUGCCUUGGCUUAUGACCAAGCCGCUUUUCAAAUCCGUGGAGAUGUCGGAAAGCUUAACUUCCCAGACAUCAAACACGAAGAGAUCAAUUCUCUCCCUUCCUCUGUUGAUGCCAAGCUCCAAGCUAUUUGUCAGAGUUUGAGAAACACAGAGGAGACUUGCUCUGUUUCGGAGAAAUCAGAAGACAUGUGCUCUGUUUCGGAUAAAACAGAGCUUUUCUUGACAAAAACAGAGCAUAUGGAAAUGAAAUUCUCCGAUGAUUCACCAAGAACCGACAAGAACUCGUUGUGGGAUGAGUCUAAAUUGGAAUCUUCGUAUUCAGAACAGGGCAUAACGUUCCUAGAAUUCUCGGAUUCUGAGUUCGACGAGAUUGGGAGAUUCGGACUUGUGAAGUUUCCUUCGGUGGAGAUCGACUGGGAUGCGAUUAGCAAAUUGUCUGAAUCAUAAUGCUUACGAAGUAUUUUUCCUUUGUUGGUCGUUUAGUGUGUAGCUAAUCUCCAUGUGUUGGUUUGGCUCGGUAAGUUUUAAAGUCCUUGCCGUUUAACUAACCGUAGAAAAUCUACUUAUCCGAAAACAACAGUUAUGUAAUUUUCUUUUGUUUUAUACUUCACUAGCAUAAACCCGCCCUACGGGCGGGCGAGCAAGUGAAAAGUAAUUGAAAUUAUGUUAUAUUUUAAUAUGUGUAAAUAUUUUCAAUUUAUUCUAAACUAAAAAUAAAGUUAAUAUUUAAUAUCUA
This is a messenger RNA of Brassica napus (rape), 1183 nucleotides long. Its product is annotated as ethylene-responsive transcription factor ERF056-like. Gene Ontology annotation, molecular function: DNA-binding transcription factor activity; DNA binding. The coding region runs from base 184 to 894 and encodes 236 amino acids. The record is from RefSeq and is a predicted model, not a curated record. NCBI's taxonomy places the organism in Eukaryota, Viridiplantae, Streptophyta, Magnoliopsida, Brassicales, Brassicaceae. The transcript has a single exon. Gene Ontology annotation, biological process: regulation of DNA-templated transcription.